Messenger RNA from Meriones unguiculatus (Mongolian gerbil), 6504 nucleotides. RefSeq lists its product as uncharacterized. The record is from RefSeq and is a predicted model, not a curated record. NCBI's taxonomy places the organism in Eukaryota, Metazoa, Chordata, Mammalia, Rodentia, Muridae. The transcript is spliced from 17 exons.
AAUAUCAAAAACAUGUCUACCAGAUUUGGAAAAGAGAGAGAACAACUUGAGAUUGCUAUUGAUCGUGUUAUUGUCACAAUAUCGGAAAGAAGAUCGGCACGUAGUCUACAUGGCACUAUUGAACAGCCACUUCAUAGCGUUCUUACAGCUUCCGUUGAUCUGGCUAAUAUUGUCAGCAUGAUAUUAAACAUUCUGGAAAGGCCACCAUUUGAUUGCAUGUCAGAAUUUUCCAGCCUGAAAAAUCAUCUCACUAAACAUAUCACAUUACUGAGAUAUUUCUCUGAAAAGCCUGAUCUUAACUAUGAAAAUGAAUCUGAUUUAAUAAGUGUGUGCAAGGGUGUGAAUAAAAUGUGUCACUACAUACUUGCUUUACCACCCGAUUUUCCUAAACCAGAAACACAAGCUCCAGGAUAUGUUCCCUGUGAAGAGAGACCACUUAGGUUGCAAGUGCCAAGUACAACUGAACCUAAAGCAAUGAGUUCUUCAGUGAAACGUAAACCUGAUUGUAUUCCACUCAUUCAACAUGUAUCAGUACCAGUAACUACAACCAUCUUUUCAUAUGGAGCUCCCAUACAAUAUGCAUCCCUUCCAAAUCAAAGCGUACCUGAGAGUUAUUCACCUUCACAAAGAGUUGACAGUCCAAGUGAUGAAGGCGCAAUUACACUGGAACAUGAUAAAGAAAACAAAUCAGAAAAAGAAAUUCCUGAUGCAGAUGCAUCUGAAACUUUAGGUAGUUCUUUUUAUAAAACUCUACAAGACCUGACAAUAAUUGAAAGUGAUACUCCUCUUAUAGACUCUGGUUCUGAACGAUGUGUGAUUGAUUCUGACUCUGACAGAGGUAUUGUCUCAGAUUUUGAAGUUGAUAAACAAUCUAAAGACUCUGGAUCAGUAAUAUUGGGAGUAGUCUCUGACUCAGAAAAAUCUCCUAGGGAUUCAGACUCUAGAAAACAGCUGUUUAAAGCAGGAACAUAUCCAGUAGAUUCAGUCUCUGUUGAAGACUUGACCCAAACUGGGGAACCCCUGGUGAGAAUUGAACAGUACCAGGUGGAAUCAGGAUCUCUGAAAGACUGGGUGGCCUCAGGCUCAGAAAAGUUCCUGGAAGAUUCUGACUCUGAAAGGUACUCUGACUCUGACAGUGAAAGGAAGAAAGAAGAAAGACACCAAAUGGCUUCAGAUUCUAUAAAACGAAUGAUGGAAUCUGAAGAAACAGUGAUGGAAAGUGAAAAUUUCUGGAUGAUUUCUGAUACUGAAAGUUAUUCAGUGCACCCAUACAAAAGAAAGGAUAGAACACCAAAAGCUAAGGUACAUCUGAUACAUGUUGACAAAAGAAAAAAAUCAAGAUUUAAGAGGUAUAUGAUGGACUCUGACUCUGACCCAAGUGAUGUGGACUCAGAUUCAGAAAGAUCUGCGUUAGCUUCAGAAGCUGUAAAGUGUUUCAUGGGUACAAAAACAUUUCACCAGAGCACUGCUAACAAAAACUUUCCAAGGGAUUCUUGGUCUGAAAGAAGGACAGUGAACUCAGACUCUGAAAGCCCUGUGAUAUCCUCUGAUUCUGUGAAGCACAUGAAGAAGGCUGAAACAUGUCAAAGUACCUGUAAUUUGGAAGGACUCAAGGAUGCACCUAGGUCUGAGUCUCCACAACACUGGUUAGAUGUUAAAAGAAAACAAUCAGAUUCUGAUCAUGAAGGACACUGGGACAGCUCUGGAAAAUAUCAGUUUAGGUCUGUAACACCUCAAGAUAGCUUUGGAAAAUGUCAGGAUGACCUUCAAACAUUUCAGAGCAUCACUGAAAAAGAUCAAGUAGGCUCCAGAUCUGAAAUACAUCAGACACAAUCUGAAAAUGAAAGACAUCAAAAUGAACCUGAAAGUAAAAGACACCUCAUAAAGACUGAGAAGGGAUUAGACAAUGAGGGGUUUCAAAUGGAUAAGGAAAGAGAAGGACAUCUCUUGGCGUCUGACUGCCGUGAUUCAGAAAAUGAAAUAUAUCGUCUCGGUGCUCGCAGAAAGGAUAAUCGUCCUCCAGGUUUCUGGAGGCCAGUUAUCCUUCCUCCUAAGUUUGACCAUGAAAAGAAAACUGAAGAGCGAAAGUCUGUACAGCAAAAAGAAAAAAGAGUUGGCAGAAUUCAGACAAGACACAAGAGUGAAGACAAAGCUGUGAGAUUCAAAGAGGCAUCUUUACGUCUCAGUGACAAGCACAGUUGUAGGUUUUCUCCAGACUCUCACACUUUCACAGGUGAAAAGUAUCACAGAAAACCCAGCUGGAAAAUAUCUGUCCAUAAGCACCAUCGCAAGGAGUAUAGAUAUGCCCGUAGUUAUGAGAGUACCAUUCCUCUACGUUCUGAGACUUGCACCUCUAAUGUUGUUUGCAGCCCAACUUCCAAGAAUCCUAAGUCUGUCACAAGGCGUAAGACUCGAAGAAGUAUUACAUUUUCUUCGGAUGAGGGAACUCAAAGAUGUGCCAGAUGUUUUAUGGAAAUCAGUAACUCUUCUUUUCAUAAAUGCCCCACGAAUUCUGAUGACUCUGACUCUGAUUCUCCUUUCCAUGGCCAGAUAUCCUCAGAUUCUAAAUAUUCCCAGAGGUCUAAAACUGUUAGACACUUCAAGACUUCUCGAAAGCGCCCUUUAUCUCGAUCCCUGGAUCCUAAGCAUACUGUAGGCAUCCGCUGCUCUCUGCACAGGGAAGAUGAUAAAGGUUCUAUGGAUCCCAGCUCUCAUUUACAUUGUGAAAAUUAUUCAGCUCUCCAAAGCUUUAAGGGUUCUUCUGCUGCCCAGAUUAUACCUAUGGACACUAAAAAAACUGUGGGCCAACAUAGUAUCCGGGGCCAUGUAACGUCAACGCCAGUAAGAUUAUCUCAAAGUGGAAGCAAGUUUAACCUUACUACCCAACCUCAAAAUAAGGAUAAUCCUGAUGACAGUGAUAUUAAAUUUAUCAGUGCUAGACAUAUCAAAGAUGAGGCUGAUAUUAAAGAUCCACUUCUGUCCAAAGAUGAGACAGACAAUGAAGAUGAUACAAAUACUGAAGAUGAAACAGAUACUGAAGAUGAAACAGAUGCUGAAGAUGAAACAGAUACUGAAGAUGAAACAGACACUGAAGAUGAAGAUGACACCAAAGAUAAGAAAGAUCCCAAAGACAAAUCUGACCCUGAUGGCAGUGAUCCUACAGAUGGCAACUCUGAAAAUAAUACUGACAGCAACAAUGGGUCUGCUCCUAGUGGUGCUUCUGGGUCUACAAGUGGACCUGAUUCCAGCAGUGAUGGUGGGGACUUUAAAAAUGUAACUGAUCACAACAAUGAAUCUGACCCUACUAUCGAUAAUGCCACCAAUAGUGAUGUUAAUUUGAAAACUAACACUGAUGAGAUAUGUACUGAAAAUUUAGACAAUGCUUCUGAUCAGGCACAGUAUUUCAGUCAAUACAGUAAUGCUGACUCCAACGGUAGCACAAACCCAACCUUUGGCUCUGGAAACAAAAAGAGAACUGUGCUGGACUGUAUUUCUGGUUGCAACAAUGACACUGGCCCUAGAAAUGCCACUGAACAAGGAAAUAAUAUUUACUCUGAGAUUAUCAGAUCACUUUCCAACAGUCCUUUCUUCAUCAAAAAUGAGAGUCAUCCUAUCAGCAACCCCAGCCUCCAAAAAAGCCAUGGACCCCCAAAAGAUCUUGACACUAUCUCUAAUACUAAACCCAGUAGUGCUACUCAUCAUAAUGUUGUUAUUCCUAACAAUAUUGUUGACCCUAACUAUGGCACAAAACCCAAUAGUAUUCUUAUUUCCAAACAUACAACAUCCCUAAACAAUUAUUCAGACCUUAAUGAUGUCAGAGGGUUUACAUAUGAAGUAAGUUCAAGUUUUGUAGUCAACCCAUACUAUUUUGACAGAAAAAAAUAUGCUGUGGGACUCAAAUUCACACUUAGCACUAUCAAUGCCAUCGAUACUAGCAACAUUACCAGCUGUACAAGUGCUAUCAGCUCUCAGUUUACUUCUGGAAAAAACUAUGCCCCAGACAUUAAACAUCACCCUAGAUUUAGUCAUUUUGAUAGUUUCAACAUUAUCAUCAAUGCUAAUAAUUCUACUAGUACCAGCACUGUUAACCAUUUCCUGGAUACUGAAUCAGAAAUGAAUUCCACAUCAUCUAUUUUUAAAAUUGUUUAUGGAAGCAUCUCAAAUUUUAUUUCUAGUACAAAUUAUACUUAUCCUGACUUUUUUAUAACCUCUGAAUUUUAUGAUCCACUUAAGCUUGGCAGAGAUUAUACAAUCUUUGAUAACCAAAAUAUUAGUGCUUUGUUCCAAGACUCUGCUGAAUACACGGACUCUGAUAAUUCUAAGUAUGCCAGUGGGUCCAUGGAUGCCCUUGAUGCUGAAGAUAUUUCUAGGGUCCAGAAUCCAAUUGUCAUCAAGGAUCCUUCCCCUUUCAAGAUUCUUUCCAGUCAAAGUAUUCCACUCCCUAGUUUUGAUGUUAUAGUGGAAGCUGAACUGCCAGAUAUUGUGAAGUUUGUCAUUCCAUCAGGUGCUGCAAAUCAAUCAUUUAAGAUGUGUGAUAAUAACAGUGGUACUUCAAGAGCAGAAGGGCCAUCUUUGGCAGUACCUAAGGGAGAAAUUACUAAAAGAUCUUCUGAAGUACCUGUUUGGAGAUCAGUAGAGAGACUUUCUUGGGGACCUGAAGAACGACAACCUGUCAGAUUUGAAAGAGGCUAUGCUAUAAAUCCUGCUAGAGAUCUUGCUGAGAGGUCAGGGCAAGGACUCACAACAAUUUCCGCCAGGCGCCAUUAUGUGAGUCCUGCAAGAGCGUACUCUAAGAAAUGUGGUAGAGAAUAUGCCAUCAGUCUUGCGAGAGGAUACACUAAGAGAAAAGGAAGGCCAAGAGUCUUGAGUCCUUACAGAAUGCAUACUGUGAAUUCUGCACAGGAAGUUACUCUGCAACCAGUAUGCAGACUUUCCAUGAGACAUGAAGAAGAAUUUCUUCUGGGAGCUGCAGUGGGACUUACUGUGAAAUCAGUACAAGGAUAUGAUGAAAAAACUGUCAAACAACCUACCCAAGUCUGUUGUUACCAUCGCUGGUUUAAUAAAUGCAUGGUCCAUUGGCUUUGCAGAAAGCUAUUUCAAGACACCAAGGCUGCUGGUUUCAUAUACCUACCAGAAUUUCUAAUUGACUUAGCUCCACAUUGCAGAAGAGACCAUGCUUUCCAAGCCACCCAUGCAAUGAUCAAGAAUUUCUACUUUGCUCAUACAUGCUUGAAUGAGAUGAAUUAUUGGUUUUGUCAGAUGUUACAGUUAGCAUCUGGUUCCUCCAUUGGAGAUGCAGCUGCUAAUGCAGAAUACAAAAGUGUGAGUGCUCUGAUUUAUGCAAAACUUGUUAAGGGUUUGAAGAGCAACUUCCCUGUGAUUUUGUGUGGCUACUACCAAGAAGCAACUACUAUUGUUUCAAUGAAUCCGAACUUCCAAUACAGACGUGCUCAAAAUAUUUCUGAUGAGUUCACUCAUUUCUGCCCUACUACUGUGGAAAAUUGGGAAAGGGCCAAAAAACCAAAACAAAAUCCAACUUUUCCCUCACAGCAACCGACCCUAGAAGGUCAGAGGGAUAUGGGGCUUAUGAGUCAGGCAGUGAUGGUUACUACUCCCCAACUAACUAAGAAGUUAGAAAGCACUGUCCUUGUAAAGCCAAAACCUUCAGCACUUCUUCGCAUAGAGAAAGUACUGGUUAAGUCACCAGGCGUUCCAGAAUUUCAACGGUUAGAUGUUACUGGAAUUGUCAGUCCAGAAGAAAAGGGAAAUGGCACCACAAUAUUGGUUGCUGGUGUGCCUGUAAAGGAGGAGCAAGAUGAUACCGAAAUUCCAACUUUGCAAUUCACUGGGUUUGUACACCUGGAGACUUUGCUAAAGAAAUGUUCACUAUCCUCACAAUACACUCGCCCAGGAACCCCAAGAAAUAUAUGCAUGGAAUCUCCAACAAAUACAGAGUCCCUAGAAAGUGAUGAUAUGGAAGUAGCAAGAAGCAUGUGUCCUUUUAGAGAAAGAUCCAUCUUUCGUCGUUCCUGGAGAGAGCAAUUAGAAGCACCUGCAAACAGUAAGGGGCUCCAUAUUCUCCCAACUGUCCCCAAAAAUGAAAAUAAAGAUAUGGCUUUCAACAAACUAACAUCAGAGGAAGAGAAUGAAGUAACCAUCCGUCCUAAGAAGCAACAUUGCCAGGCUAUGCAAGGCCCUUUCCCCUUGUUACCAAAGCACCGUAAGCUCCAGGCACAUUGCCGUCGAAGCUCACCAAAAUACGGUGAAGUCCGAGGCCAAUACUUAAAUAUACCUGAAUUUGAAGUAAAGGCAAAAAAACCUCACUUCUAGCCAGGUGAUCGGAAUUUACUAUUAGAAGGUCCCUCGGGGCGGGAGAGAGUGGCGCCCAACGUGGGGCUCGAAGUACGGGUCGACCCCGACGGACCCUCGAUAAAAGAGCAGGCCUGCGACAUCAAUAGAUUGGUCACACUCCUCUGGCCCGGAGAAGACUGCAUGACCUGGUGA